Messenger RNA from Closterium sp. Naga37s-1, 1899 nucleotides. The record is from the annotation of a GenBank genome assembly. Lineage: Eukaryota; Viridiplantae; Streptophyta; Zygnematophyceae; Desmidiales; Closteriaceae.
AUGCGUUUCUGCUUCGGAGAGAGCGACAGCAGCAGCGAUGUCCCGGCUCCGGAGCCAAUCGGAGCGGCUCCCGCCAGAACGCCUGUGAGAGACCAGUUUCCGGAGCCCAAGGCUUGGGAACCGACUCUGGAGGAGUUUCUGAACAUCGCGCCGCUGGAAAGCGAGUCCUGCGGCGCGCAAUUGGCUUCGAAGAAGAAGAACCGAAGAACGAAGGUCGUGCGCCGCUCGUGGGGCGGUGGCCCGGGGGAUGAGGGCCGGGGAGCGUUCUUCGACCGCAGUUCAAGCGACAGCCAGACGAAUCGACCUGGUGAACCGCCAGCAGCAGUAGCAGCAGCAGCAGCAGCGGGAGAGGAGGGACAUGGUGACAACGAGGUGACUAGCAAGUCGCCAUUCCCCAUGAAAACGCCUAUUAAAUCCGCUGUGAGAGUCACUCCAGCUAAUAUUCAGCCAUCCCCGCCCCGUUCAUCAGUCUGCCUAGCCUCUGUUCUCUCGUCGAGACCUGACAUGGCAACAACCAGCUCAACUGGGGCUUUCCGCUCAAGCUCCGAGUCGGCGCAGGACGCGGGGGAACCUCGACCCAACACCGCGAACAACGGCCGCGGAGCGACCGUCCGGGUGGUGUCGACUGCUGGUGGCGGCGGCUACGGUGGUGCUUCCAGCGGCACGAGGCUCUUCGCGAGUGGUGGAGGAGCUGCUGCUGGGUCGUACUCGACUUUGUCACGAUCUCGUCGUGAUCUUCCCCCAUCGUCACCUCCACGCCUCUCCGCGCAGCAAUUCGUUCGUCACCGCAUCCAGCUCUCCUGUCGCCCGUCCGUCCGUCUGUCCAUUGUCACCACCGUAGUUCCGCAUUCCCCCAUGGAUUCCUCCCAGCAAAGUUCUGCUGCGGGCGAUGAAACAAAGUGUCGACCGGAGGAGGCUCGUGAAGGAGAGAACGGCUUGCAUGAAGGGGAGAACGGCCAUGAAGAAGAAUUUCACGACGCGGAGGAGCAAAACGGACACCAUAACCAAGAGCACGAUAGUCACGACAACAAUCAUCAUCACCACCAUCACCACCAUCACCUCCGGUUACCGUUUCACCACCAUCAGCCCACGCCCGAAGAGGAGGCAGCUAAGGUGGAAGAGCUUCGCGCGGCCAUCGGACCCGUCGACGGCGCAAUCGCGCUCUUCUGCACGGACGCGUGUCUGCGCCGCUACCUGCGCGCGCGCAGCUGGCACGUGAAGAAGGCGGAGAAGAUGCUCCUCGAGACCAUCGCGUGGCGCCGCGCCUUCACACCCGAGCGAAUCCGCUGGGCUGACGUGGCAAAGGAAUCAGAGACGGGCAAGGUGUACCGCGCGCCUUUCACAGACAAGCUCGGACGACCCGUACUCGUCCUGUGCCCUGGCAAACAGAACACGGACGACCAUGACGGCAACAUCCGGCAGAUGGUGUACUGCAUGGAGAACGCAGUGCAGAGCCUGCCGGAGGGCGUGGAGCAGAUGGUGUGGAUCAUCGACUACAAGGGCUUCACGCUGCGCAAGUCCCCCCUCAUGAAGACGUCCCGCGAGGUGCUGCACAUCCUGCAGAACCACUACCCUGAGCGGCUUGGAGCCGCCAUUCUCUUUGACCCGCCGUACAUCUUUCAAGGGCUCUGGAAGGUGAUUCGCCCGUUCAUCGACCCAGUAACCUUUCAGAAAAUCAAGUUUGUGUAUCGAAAGAGUGCUCCUUCCCUCAAAGUUAUGGAGGAGCUUUUUGACACCUCACUGCUUGACCCUGCACUGGGCGGGAAAGGGGAUGCGUAUGUGUAUGACCAUGCAUCGUAUUCCUCUCGCAUGGAGGCUGAUGAUGAAUGGACGGCCAAAUUGUGGGAGCUUGAUGGGAUUAAUGGGGCCGCCAGUGGUUCAGGAACCGCUGCAGUCUAG